CCAACUCAGUCCAAAGUCCAAACUCCAACCCGAAAUUUUGCCGGAAAACUACAAAACUCUGUGUAUGUAUUAUUUAUAGAGAAAGAGAGAGAGACAGAGAGAGAGGUGUCCAUAACCAUAAAGGAAAGGCUGACAUUUUCCCACAACUCAACUUUCUUUUCCUCUCUCUCUCUCUCUCUCUCUCUCUCUCCCCUUUUCAUUUUUUUUUUUUUUGGGGGGCAAUUUCUUAAAAGUUCUCAAUAAUCACAUAGGAAGAGAGUGCUUUGUAAGGCCAAGGCACAUAUAUGCAGAUCUUGGGAAAUAAUUCAUUGUUAUUAUGAAAUAGUAAAAAGUUCAUUGAUCUAUGUAAUUUGUACGAGUUUGGAUGGAGGAAUGGUUGGGGAAUUGGAAUAACAUGAGGUUUCAAAAUUGGAGAAGCCAAAAAAACAGAAAUACAGUAGUAGUACUAGUACGAGAUCUCAUCAUUCCCAUGCAACAAAGCCAUGGAUGAGAUACCUGGCUCUUUGGGGACCACUGCCAGUUUCUCUUUGAGACUGGGCCAGACAAUUUUUUCCUCUGCUUCCCUCCUCUUCAUGUCUUUGGGUGUUCAGUUCUAUAGCUACACUGCUUUCUGCUACCUGGUAACGAUCAUGGGUUUGGUUAUACCAUGGAGUUUCACUUUGGCACUGGUGGAUGGAUACUCUGUUCUUGCUAAAUGCCCUCUUCGCCAGCCCGGAAUUCUGCUGAUAAUUGUCAUUGGAGAUUGGGUAUUAUCGGUUCUAACACUAGCAGCAGCCUGCUCAACGGCUAGUGUUGUCGAUCUCCUGCUCCAUGCCAAUGGAGCUUAUUGCCCUCCCAAGUUCUGUAAUAGAUAUCAAAUAUCUGCUGCAAUGGCUUUCUUGUCAUGGUUCUUGUCUUCGGCAUCAUGUCUCUUCAAUAUUUGGUUGCUUCCUUCACUGUAAUUCUUGUUGGGAGUUUGUUUUUGUCUUCCAAUUUGAAGAAUUUUGUAAAAAGCUAUUUUUUUUUUUUGGAAUAAAUACGAAUUUUGUACACUAAUACUGUUCAAAUUGUAAUUACUAAUUUCCUGUAAUCCAGUUUGAAGUGUA
Messenger RNA from Ziziphus jujuba (common jujube), 1085 nucleotides. Its product is annotated as CASP-like protein 5C1. The transcript has 3 exons. Lineage: Eukaryota; Viridiplantae; Streptophyta; Magnoliopsida; Rosales; Rhamnaceae. The record is from RefSeq and is a predicted model, not a curated record. The coding region runs from base 483 to 941 and encodes 152 amino acids. Gene Ontology annotation, cellular component: membrane.